Seminavis robusta is the source of this 600-nucleotide messenger RNA. The record is from the annotation of a GenBank genome assembly. NCBI's taxonomy places the organism in Eukaryota, Bacillariophyta, Bacillariophyceae, Naviculales, Naviculaceae.
AUGUCGACUCCUGUGGUGACAGACAAGUGGGCAGGGAACUUUGAUUGUGACUUUUGUCGUAGGAAGCGUCUGGUGGGAGAAGAGUUUUCCAAAAAGGCAAGGAUGCUACAUGCACUGGAGAAGUACCGUAAGAAUGGUGGCAAACUUAAAUGCAAGCAAUGUGUUCAAGAGCAGGAAGAAAAGGAACGCCAAGCGGCAGCCGCCAAGCGAUCCACCAACGCUAACGCUACUAGUGAGGGCGAAACCCUUGCUUGCAAAUCUUGUACCAAAGAAUUGGAUGCUUCCCAGUUCAACAAGAAUCAAUGGAACAAGGGAGCUGGCAAGGCGAGAUGUCGCAGCUGUGUGGAAAAGGCACUGGAAGAAGAAAAGCAACAACAAGCAUCCUCCCAAGCGACCAAAUUGCAAGCGGCCAAAGACAAGGUCGCACAAGCCGAAGCUAGCGGGAACGCCCAAGCCAUAUUGAAGGCUGAAUCCGAGCUGGCAGCUUUGGAGGCCGAAAAAGUGACCGGUUUGAAGCCUGUCAAAAUGAGCAGUCGAGCUGGCGGUGGACGAGGAAGAGGGAGAGGCGGACGAGGCAGGGGUCGAGGUGGUCGGCGCUAA